AUAAAUGCCGCGAUGUCUCAACUAUGACAAGUGAUGACGAUUUACUAAAUACAUUGCCGCUUGAUAAAAAAUAAAAAAUGAAAUAUGCUGUUCUGGUUAUGAGUAAAUUAAAAUUUUCUUUCGGAAUCAUUUCAUACUCAUACAAUUCAAACCUGUCGCGUUUAAGUUAUGGUUUGUGGUUAUUGUAUUUCUUCAAAAGAAUAUUACAAGUUGAAAAUUGUGAAAUACACACAAGUUUUCUGUGCUUAAUAUAAACUAAAUACAUUAUUUACAGAGUGCACGAAUAGCAUGAAAUACUUUCAUUAAAGCACUUUAUUUAUUUUUGUAAGAUAAAGUGGGAACUAUGUACAGUGUAAAUGAUAAUAUUUAUGCACCUUAUGUCUUUAUUUAUUUAUUUUUACCUUUUUAAGUAUAUUUGCACGCAUGUAUAUCUUACAUUAUGUUAUCUUAUCAAUCUUAUAAGUUAAUAUACUUUACUUUUCAUUUUAGCUCACACCACAGGAGCACUUGUUUUGUCCAAUUUGUAAUACAUAUAGUGUACACUCAAACAUAAUAACAUAACUCUAAGCCAUUUAGUUUCCGACUAACAGCGAGUAAGGGAUAAUAUAUCAAGGGUCUGCCUGAAAAUCAGCGUUGUAGUAAAUACACUGCAACACUAUGCUGAGGCAAGCUCCAUUUUAACACUCAUGAAUAUUUCUCCCUUAUAUAUACAACUCAAUUUCUUAGUUUUUAAGUCUAAAUUUAAAGCUUAUUUGUAUUAAAUGUCAUUGUCUGUUAACUCUGCACUUUCAUGUGAUGUUGAAUAAAAAAUUUCUAUGUCUAUGUCUAUGUAAAUCAGCAUGGUAGACUGGACAAUAAGUUUGUGGUUAAAAAGUCACGCAAUAUUACUUGAUACUAUAUGCGAAGUCUUCCGGAGAUAAUCUAUGCUACGAGAUCUCGAUACCCCUAAGAUUUUUUCGCAGCUACAUAUCGUAUCACGGGCGUGACAGCCUGUCGUGUUUUUUUUUAUUAUUGGUGAUUUAUUAGUGAUAAGAACAAUGAAGUUAUUCUUGCUUUUAUAUUUAGUGCAUCAGAGUACGGCUAUUAUAUAUAAAUUAAAUUUCACAGAGUUCAGCAAAAUGCCGGACCUGUUCCAAAUGGAUGAUUACGACAAAUGUAUGGUAGCGCCAGGAGGGACUUAUUGCCUUGCCGAUGCAGUUCUGUACUCUAAGGAUGACUCCCAGCUGAUGCAGAUGAUACUGGAAUACUCAGAAUACACGAAAAAACAUUUUAACCACACAGUGGUACACAGAGCGAUGUGCGUCCAAGAAACCUGUAAGGCAUUCAUAAAGAAUAGGAGUUUAGAAAACGAGACGGACCUAGGAUUGAUCCUUGAGGAAUGCAUCGACGAUUCUAUGUGGAAGGAAUACAAGCUUAAUGCCAGGUUAAAAAAAAUAAAUUAUUGCAAGAGACAUGGACAGAAUAGACCACUCGGCGCAGGAGACUACAUUAUGGGCAUUGUGUACUUAUCGCUAAUCGCUAUCAACGCAGUCGGCACCGUGUAUGAUAUGGUUAAAGGCGAAAACGCAAAGAACCCUUAUCUCCUGGCGUUCUCCAUGCGUAAGAACUGGCGUAAGCUGGUGGCGCCAAGCGGCGUGGGACCAGACCCUCGGCUAAACCGACUCACUGUAUUUAAUGGACUCAGGACUAUGACAAUGGUAUGCGUGUUUUUCUCGCACACCGCGCUCGUAAUGGUCUUCUCAUAUCUUAAAAAUCCCUACUAUAUCGAGACGUCAUACGAGGAUCCCGGUAAAUUUAUACUCUUCAACGGGACCCUAGUGACUUACACAUUCUUCGUCAUGUCGGGGUUCUUGCUGGCAUUCAACUUCGAGCUACAUGCAGAGAAACACCGGGUUACCCUGUGGGACUGGCCAAAAGGCAUGCUGAUGCGAUGGUUGAGAUUGACCCCAACGUACGCCCUCAUCAUAUUCACGAUCAUGACUUUGAUGCGACACUUGGGUGACGGUCCACUCUGGGACUUGCUGGUUUCCAGCGAAGCGCCGGCCUGCAACCAAUACUGGUGGACGCACUUUCUCUACAUUAACAACUACAUCUACGACAACUCGCAUUGCUUCCCGCAGAGUUGGUACCUGGCAGCAGACACGCAGUUGUUCGGUGUAGGUCUGCUUUUGUGCAUCCUCUUUCGAAAAUGGCGACCGCAGCUCCUCGCUCUCAGCAUCAUGCUGAUCAUAUCCAUCCUCAUUCCUGCAGCACACACCUACUUCCAAGAUCUUGAAGCGGUGGUCCUACAGAGUCCAGAGGUGUUGCGUAGUAUUUAUCACACCGACGAUACUUACCGCCUGGUAUUUGUGCGCGGACAUACUAACCUGUCUACGUACACAUUGGGCAUCGCCGGCGGGCUGCUGGCCUACCACUGGUUGAAGAACGACCAGAAAAUCUCCGCACGUCUGCAGAAAUUUCCCUGGGUGAUGUGGUUGACUUUCCCCGUCGGAGUGGGCCUUAUCCUCACGGGCGGUAUCUUCUACAUCGACGGCUUUGAACCCUCCACCCUGCUCCGGGUUCUGUACGCGUGCCUCAACAAACCUAUCUUCCAAGCAGUGAUCAUUGUAAUAAUAUUGGCCUGCAUCUUCAGGGUUGAAAACACGUACCGUGGUAUCGUCGAGUGGCGUGGGUUUUCAUGGAUGGCCCGUUGCACGUACAGCGCUUUCUUAGUGCACGGGUCCAUACAGCGCGGACUGAUCGGCGCUGGUCGGCAGCCUACAUUUAUGUCUGACUAUUACGUGUUGACAAUCCUCGCAUCCACCAUCUUCCUGUCAUACGGGCUGGGGGCGCUGCUGUGGAUCACCGUGGAGUCUCCGCUCGCUCAGGUGUCUAAAGCGGCCCUCGCGCCACCCCGACGAGUGAAGGUGGAACCGAAUGAAGAGAUCACUACUAAAGUCUGAGCUCACCGUGACAAGCCAAUUAAUUAGGAAAGGAGACGGACGCGCCCCAUACAAACGUAUCCCCAUACAUUACUGCAAAUUAUAUCCGGAAAUACUAGGUAUCCGGUGCGGUGAGUGAAGAUGAUAUGUAAAGGAAUUUCAUACAGCCUUACACACCUAUGCCUGUAACUCCUGUAAGGCACCCUUCUUUUGUUUUUAAACGUCAAAUUGUGACACGUCUUUGCAUUCAACCAUAAAAAACCUAUCAAACCCUGAAAUUAUAAUUUAAAACACAAAAAACAAUUAGCCCAUAGGUUUUUUAUGGUUGAAUGCAAAGACGUGUCACAAUUUUACAUAACUUCAUAUAUUUUAACCAUAGCUAAGCUAUGCCCCUACGUUUAAGUUUUGUGGAUUUUCUGAUUAUUGUAAAAAUUAGAAGCGAAAAACAGAUUUCAUACAAUUUUUAAAUGAUGUGAUAAAAUGCUUGCAAGUACAAAUGUAAUUUACGAAAUGUAAU
Cydia pomonella (codling moth) is the source of this 3438-nucleotide messenger RNA. Its product is annotated as nose resistant to fluoxetine protein 6-like. Gene Ontology annotation, molecular function: acyltransferase activity, transferring groups other than amino-acyl groups. NCBI's taxonomy places the organism in Eukaryota, Metazoa, Arthropoda, Insecta, Lepidoptera, Tortricidae. Bases 1038 to 2942 code for a protein of 634 amino acids. The transcript is spliced from 13 exons. The record is from RefSeq and is a predicted model, not a curated record.